Molecule: messenger RNA, 1505 nt
Organism: Colius striatus (speckled mousebird)
Lineage: Eukaryota; Metazoa; Chordata; Aves; Coliiformes; Coliidae
Product: arylacetamide deacetylase-like 4
Exons: 4
Coding region: 24-1247 (407 amino acids)
Cellular component (GO): membrane
Molecular function (GO): carboxylic ester hydrolase activity
Source: RefSeq, a predicted model, not a curated record
CCCCGCGGGGCGGCCGCCGGGCCAUGGCGCUGCUGCCCGCGCUGCUGCUGCUGCUCCUGCCCCUGGCAGCGCUGGUCGUGGCGGCGGCCGCCGUUCUCCUGGGCCUCCCCAGCUACGACAUCCCGCCCGGGGUGAACCAGCCGGCCAAGCUGCGCCUGGUCCUGGCCGUCCUCCUGGGCACGGCGGCCCUGGGAAAGAUUUUGGAGAAGACUGGACUUUGCAGUCAAAUCACUUUUGGCCGAUACGUGCGACAGGGGCGGAAACUAGGGGUGGAUCCAAAGCUCUUUAUCCAAGACCUGCAGUUUAACAAAGUACCUGUGAGGGUUUAUCAGCCUAAAGCUACCUCUGAUGGGCAAAGGAAAGGUAUCAUCUUCUUUCACGGAGGAGGCUGGGUCUUUGGAAGUCUCGAUACCUAUGAAAAAGUAUGCCGCUACCUAUCCAGGGAAAGUGAAUCGGUAGUUGUAUCUGUUCAGUACCGUUUAGCCCCUGAACACAAAUACCCUGCCGCCUAUGAAGACUGUCUUAAUGCCACCAUACACUUCAUGAGGAAUUUAGAGCACUAUGGCGUGGAUCCUGCCCAUGUCAUUGUCUGCGGGGACAGUGCUGGGGGCAAUCUCGCAGCUGCUGUUAGCCAGACGCUUACAACUAGAUCAGACCUCCCCAAACUCCGUGCUCAGAUCUUGAUCUACCCAGGCCUUCAGGCCUUGGACUUCAAUUUACCAUCCUAUCAUCAAAAUCGAGGAGUCCCUCUCUUACUCCGAGAACGUGCCGCUUUCUUUGCUUUGCAGUACCUAAAUGGGCACGCACUGCAUAUGCAAGAGGUCUUGGAGGGUUCCCAUAUUCCUCCAGAUAUGAGGCUGAAGUACAGGAAGUGGGUGAGUCCAGACAACAUCCCUGAAAAGUUUAAGGUCAGAGGUGUGAAGCCACUUACACCUACUGAUUUUAUAGCUGAAGUCUACGAGACAGUGAAAAGAUUCUGUGAGCCCAACCUGUGUCCACUGUUAGCUGAAGAUGCUGUUGUUCACCAGCUGCCCGAGUCUUUCAUCUUGACUUGCGAGUACGACGUGCUAAGAGACGACGGCUUGCUUUACAAGAAGAGGCUGGAGGACAACGGAGUUCGAGUGACCUGGUACCACCUCGAGGAUGGAUUCCAUGGAAUCAUAAGCCUAUACGAUUAUUGUGGUUUCUCAUUUCCAUCUGGGAAAAGGGGAUUGGACAGUGUUGUCAACUUCCUAAAGGGCUUAUAGUAAACAUCUUAGAUUCCACGAGUCUGUUCAUGCCUCAAUCUAGGAAAAUAUCUUUUUAGGAUAUUUAAUAUCAGGUAAUGGGUAGUCAAUCAAGGGUAGCCAUUAAUAAGGAUAAACAAGGCUCAUCAGAACCUCAUUCCAGCUGUUAGUUGGAACAUGGAAUAUGCAAACCUUAUACAAGCUUGUAGCAUGCUGCAAGCGCUUCUCUUUAGCUAUGUCAAUAAAGAACAACAUUGUUUUGAAUGGGCAUCCUGGUUU